Messenger RNA from Tupaia belangeri chinensis (Chinese tree shrew), 2141 nucleotides. It is a transcript of the gene PREB, whose product is annotated as prolactin regulatory element binding. Gene Ontology annotation, molecular function: guanyl-nucleotide exchange factor activity; protein binding. Bases 222 to 1478 code for a protein of 418 amino acids. The transcript has 9 exons. Lineage: Eukaryota; Metazoa; Chordata; Mammalia; Scandentia; Tupaiidae. Gene Ontology annotation, cellular component: endoplasmic reticulum membrane. The record is from RefSeq and is a predicted model, not a curated record. Gene Ontology annotation, biological process: endoplasmic reticulum to Golgi vesicle-mediated transport.
GCUGAGAGAGCGCGGGAGAGGUGCGCUUGCGCGCAGCGCGUCUGCGAGACUGAGUUAGACGGAUCCGAGCGGAGUUAGGGGUGGUUAUAGGGUUUUGGCUUCGCUGCGAGUGUGAGCCGAGUCGGGAGUCCUCCCAGCGGCGAAGGGACCAAGUUCAGCAGCGGCCGGGCGCGGCAUGUCCCGGGAGCCGCGGUGCGGACAGUGAACGCGCGGCGGGCGGGAUGGGCCGGCGCCGGGUGCCCGAGCUGUACCGGGCCCCGUUCCCGUUGUACGCGCUCCAGGUCGACCCCAGCGCGGGGCUGCUCAUUGCUGCAGGUGGAGGAGGCGCCGCCAAGACCGGCAUAAAGAAUGGCGUGCACUUUUUGCAGCUAGAGCAGAUUAAUGGGCACCUGAGCGCCUCUCUGCUGCACUCCCAUGACACAGACACACGGGCCACCAUGAACUUGGCCUUGGCUGGUGACAUCCUUGCUGCCGGGCAGGAUGCCCACUGUCAGCUCCUGCGCUUUCGGGCCCAUCAGCAGAAGGGCAGCCACAAGGCAGAGAAGGCAGGUUCCAAGGAGCAGGGGCCUCGCCAGAGGAAGGGGCCCUCACCAGCCGAGAAGAAAUCUGGAACUGAAACCCAGCCCGAGGGGGUAGAACUCAGGGUGGAGAAUUUGCAGUCAGUGCAGACAGACUUCAGCCCUGAUCCCCUGCAGAAAGUUGUGUGCUUCAACCACGAUAAUACCCUCCUUGCCACCGGAGGGACAGAUGGCUACGUUCGAGUCUGGAAGGUACCCAGCCUGGAGAAAGUUCUGGAGUUCAAAGCCCAUGAAGGGGAGAUUGAGGACCUGGCUUUGGGGCCUGAUGGCAAGUUGGUAACUGUUGGCUGGGACCUUAAGGCCUCCGUGUGGCAGAAGGAUCAGCUGGUGACACAGCUGCACUGGCAAGAGAAUGGACCCACCUUUUUGAACACGCCUUACCGCUACCGGGCCUGCAGGUUUGGACAGGUGCCAGACCGGCCUGCUGGGCUGCGACUCUUCACAGUGCAGAUUCCCCACAAGCGCGUGCGCCCGCCCCCUCCCUGCUACCUCACAGCCUGGGAUGGCUCCACCUUCUUGCCCCUUCGGACCAAGUCCUGUGGCCAUGAGGCCAUCUCCUGCCUCAGCGUCAGUGAAUCGGGCACCUUCCUAGGCCUGGGCACAGUCACUGGCUCUGUUGCCAUCUACAUAGCUUUCUCUCUCCAGCGCCUUUACUACGUGAGGGAAGCCCAUGGCAUUGUGGUGACCGAUGUGGCCUUUCUGCCUGAGAAAGGUCGUGGACCAGAGCUCCUUGGGUCCCAUGAAACUGCCCUCUUCUCUGUGGCCGUGGAUAGUCGUUGCCAGCUGCACCUGCUGCCCUCACGGCGGAGCGUUCCUGUGUGGCUCCUGCUCCUGCUGUGUGUCGGGCUCAUCGUUGUGACCAUCCUGCUGCUCCAGAGUGCCUUCCCAGGUUUUCUUUAGCCUCCCCGCUCCCUGGGAGUCAGGGGCCCAGACACUGCUAUCUUCUCGAGCAGAGCGGGGUCCUGAACCCCUAUUGCUCACUCCACUUGAGCCCACAGCUGAGGCUGCCUCCAGUAAGACUGAUGGGCAUUGCCUGCCCUUCCCGGUUCAAGUUCAGCUAUGACCCCGUGCAAGUGUGGGUCCUGGGGGCCUUGCACUCAUCACCUGUGGAUCUGCCCAGGAGAGUGGUAUCUGAAGCCCAGGCCACACCACUUGCCACCUCCUCUCUGCCUACCCAAAGCUCUGGAGUUGAGCUCAUCCUUUCUCCAGCAACACAUGAAAAAGCCCGAAAUCCUAGAGGCACUGCUCGUCUUCCUGCAGAACAAUCAGUUUCUCCUCCUCCCCUCCCAGCCUUGUGGCCGGUUGCUCUUCACGUGAAGUCCCUGGCAUUUGCUGGGACGAGGACUGACCUGACACUAGCUGUUAAGGCAGGAAAGGCAAAAGGAAGACUUAGGUGGUAACCCACAGGUUCAGGUGGGUAAUGCCAAGGUGGCCAGGCCAAAUGUACAGUAAGUUCCUGGAUAGCCUACUCCAGCCUUGCAGAAAGACAAAAUGAACCUCAGCCCAACAGGCAGAAGUUGAUAUUUAAUAAAUAAGGGAGACUGAACUGUUGAGACCCCCAAA